Messenger RNA from Moesziomyces antarcticus, 1266 nucleotides. RefSeq names its product 26S proteasome regulatory subunit N6. Gene Ontology annotation, cellular component: proteasome regulatory particle, lid subcomplex. Gene Ontology annotation, molecular function: structural molecule activity; protein binding. The coding region runs from base 1 to 1266 and encodes 421 amino acids. The record is from RefSeq and is a predicted model, not a curated record. Gene Ontology annotation, biological process: ubiquitin-dependent protein catabolic process. The transcript has 3 exons. NCBI's taxonomy places the organism in Eukaryota, Fungi, Basidiomycota, Ustilaginomycetes, Ustilaginales, Ustilaginaceae.
AUGACGGCACCACAGACCGUCGCACAGGCGGACGAGGCGAUCAAGGCGGGCAACGCCAAGGAGGGCGAGCGCAUCCUCAAGGCGAUUCUGUCCGAAACGUCGUCGUCGUCGUCGGAUGAUGCCUUCCUCAAAGAGCAGGAGGCGGCGUUGCUGCGCCUCGGCGAGCUGUACCGCGACACCAAGGACGCGGAUGCGCUCGCAGAGACGGUGCGCUCGUCGCGCACGUUUAUGAGCUCGAUCGCCAAGGCCAAGACGGCGAAGCUGGUGCGCACGCUGAUCGACUACUUUGACGGCAUCCCCGGCAGCCAGCAGACGCAGAUCCAGGUCGCCAAGGAGAACGCCGAGUGGGCCAAGUCCGAGAAGCGCAUCUUCCUCAAGCAGAACCUCGAGACCAAGCUGAUCGGGUUGUACUUUGCCAACAAGCAGUACCGCGACGCGCUGCCGCUCAUCGACACGCUGCUGCGCGAGCUCAAGAAGCUCGACGACAAGAUGAUCCUCACCGAGGUGCACCUGCUCGAGUCCAAGGUGAACCAUGCGAUUUCGAAUCUGCCCAAGGCCAAGGCGGCGCUCACGUCGGCGAGGACGGCGGCCAACUCGAUCUACUGCCCGCCCACGCUGCAAGCGCAGCUCGACAUGCAGGCGGGCGUGCUGCACGCCGAGGACAAGGACUACACCACCGCCUACUCGUACUUUUUCGAGACGCUCGAAGGGUUCGCGCUGCAGGACGACGCACGCGCGCCGCUCGCGCUCAAGUACAUGCUGCUGUGCAAGAUCAUGCUCAACCUGUCGGACGACGUCAACAGCAUCAUCGCCGGCAAGCAUGCGACCAAGUAUGCGGGCAAGGACGUCGAGGCGAUGAAGGCGGUGGCGCAGGCACACGAGGAUAGGAGCCUUGAGCGCUUUGAAUCCGCACUGCGCACGUAUAAGGACGAACUGUCCAACGAUCCCAUCGUCAAGAACCACCUCUCGGCGCUGUACGACACGCUGCUCGAGCAGAAUCUGCUGCGUGUCAUCGAACCGUACUCGCGCGUCGAGAUCGCACACAUCGCCAAGGAGGUGCGCCAGCCCGUGCGCGAAGUCGAGCUCAAGUUGAGCCAGAUGAUUCUCGACAAGGUGUUCCACGGCAUCCUGGACCAGGGCGCAGGAUGCCUCGUGGUGUACGACCAGCCCGUAGAAGACAAGACGUACCAAGUCACGCUCGACACGCUCAAGCACGUGGGCAACGUGGUGGACUCGCUCUACAAGAAGGCGAACAAACUCGCAUGA